AUGACUAGUUCUGAAGAAACAUUUGCUACUAUCGUUGAUUGUAUGGGACCUAUUUAUUUACAAUACGCAACAUGGAUGAAAAUGAAAAAAUUAGAUAAAGAAAUUAGUUCAAUGGAAAAAUCCUUAAAUCGUCAAAAUUUAGAAGUUUUAUUGGAAAAUGAAGUAUAUAGAGCAUGUUUAGAUCAAAAUGAUUUACUUGAAAAAGUUAAUAACAUAAGUUCUAAGAAUCCAAAGGGAUAUAAAGAUGAAGACAAAAAAAAUAAAGAAGUAAAAGAAACAAAAAGGGCUAAUGCUAAGAUUGUUGUUGAUGAUGCCAAUGAAAAAUUAAUUGUGGAAAUUAAUGAAAAUACUAAACUACCAUUAUUCCUUGGAAGAGAAGGAAAAGAGUUUAAAGAAGAAGGAACAUUUAUCAAUUUAAGACCAUUCACUGAUUCAAAAACGGUUUCACAUCUGCACGCCCAAAUUGAUUAUGACCCUAAACAACGGGUUUAUCAAUUAUUAUCAAUUGGUAGAAAUGGAACACAUAUUGAUGGGAUUGCACAUGUUAGAGAACAAGGAGAGUGUUCUCUUAUUGAUCGUGCUAUGAUUCAAAUUGGUGGUUUUAGAAUGAAGUUCGUGUACUGUUAA
Messenger RNA from Entamoeba dispar SAW760, 627 nucleotides. RefSeq lists its product as uncharacterized. Gene Ontology annotation, molecular function: protein binding. Lineage: Eukaryota; Evosea; Mastigamoebida; Endamoebidae. The record is from RefSeq and is a predicted model, not a curated record. The transcript has 3 exons. Bases 1 to 627 code for a protein of 208 amino acids.